AUGAUAUUAUGUAUAUGAUGGUGUUUUCGCAGCCGUAAUAGUGUUGUUGGGAUUAAUAUUGAUAUAAUUCAAAGUUAUUACCCUAUUCAUGCUUGGAGGGACUUAAAAAAUGUCAUCGAGGAUACAGAGAUAUGUGUAGUUUGCCUGGAAAAUUUCGAAGAAGAAUCUAAAGUAAGAAAAUUGAUAUGUGACCAUGUUUUUCAUGCAGAGUGCAUAGAUGAGUGAUUUAAACAGCAUAAAUUUUGCUGUGUGUGUAGAAAGGAUUGUGAAGCAGUCGAAAAUUUAUUUUCAAAAAUCUCACAAGAUAUACGUAUGGAAAGGACUAGCUUAUUUACUAAUCAUUCAAAUGACUUGAAUGUUCAAAGUGUCGAAUAA
Messenger RNA from Blepharisma stoltei, 375 nucleotides. NCBI's taxonomy places the organism in Eukaryota, Ciliophora, Heterotrichea, Heterotrichida, Blepharismidae. The record is from the annotation of a GenBank genome assembly.